This is a messenger RNA of Chiroxiphia lanceolata (lance-tailed manakin), 749 nucleotides long. RefSeq names its product scale keratin-like. NCBI's taxonomy places the organism in Eukaryota, Metazoa, Chordata, Aves, Passeriformes, Pipridae. The transcript has a single exon. Gene Ontology annotation, cellular component: intermediate filament. The coding region runs from base 133 to 501 and encodes 122 amino acids. The record is from RefSeq and is a predicted model, not a curated record. Gene Ontology annotation, molecular function: structural constituent of cytoskeleton.
GGUAAGUGUGGCAGCGCUUGUGCUGCUGGCUCCUGCUGCAGCCCCGGCCCCCGGGCCUGGGCCGCUGCCCUCUGCAGCUCUGCUGCCCUCACUGCUGCCCUCUUGCAGAGCUCCAGCGCAUCCCUGGCCGAGAUGUCCUGCUACGAGCUGUGCCCCCCCAAAGCCAGCGUGGCUGUGCCCAAGCCCAGCGUGGCUGUGCCCCAGCCCAUCGCCGAGAGCUGCAACGAGCUGUGCGCCCGCCAGUGCCCCGACUCCACGGCCUUCAUCCAGCCGCCCCCCGUGGUGGUCACCUUCCCCGGCCCCAUCCUCAGCUCCUUCCCCCAGCAAGCCGUGGUGGGCUCCGCCGGAGCCCCCGCCUUUGGGGGCUCCCUGGGGCUGGGGGGCCUCUACGGCCAAGGGGCCACCCAGGCCUCGGGGGGCCUCUGCACCUUUCCCACAGCCUGCGCUGCUCCCGCCUGCAGCCCUUGGCUCCUGCCCCGCUACUCCAGGAAAAUCUGCUAAAGCCUCACCCAGCAGCCCUACAGCCCUUUGGGGCUCUCAGCCUCUCUCCUCCCCUCUUUCCUCCUCUCCUGUCCCUCUCCCCAUGACUCCUCUCCCCCUCCUGCCCGUGCCCACAUUCCCGACUCCCCCAUGGUCCCACAGGGCACUUGCUUCUCUCUGCAAGAGCCCCUGCCUGGCACAAGCCUGAAGGAUCAGCUCUCUGCCAGCCUGGGCACAUAACCUGCCUGCCUCUGCCUCAUGUGUCUUUG